Ziziphus jujuba (common jujube) is the source of this 1594-nucleotide messenger RNA. RefSeq names its product UDP-glucosyltransferase 29-like. Gene Ontology annotation, molecular function: UDP-glycosyltransferase activity. The transcript has a single exon. NCBI's taxonomy places the organism in Eukaryota, Viridiplantae, Streptophyta, Magnoliopsida, Rosales, Rhamnaceae. The record is from RefSeq and is a predicted model, not a curated record. The coding region runs from base 101 to 1441 and encodes 446 amino acids.
UAAAUAAUAGUUCAUUUCCCAAACAAAAACAAGACUUAGAACUUAAAAAAAGAGUUUAUAAUUAGAGUCUUUAGACUGCCGAGAAAGAGUUUAUAGAGUCAUGGAAGAUACCAAGAAAAGUAUGAGAAUUCUGAUGCUUCCAUGGCUGGCCCAAGGUCAUAUAUCUCCAUUCUUAGAGCUAGCCAAGAAGCUCACUCACAGAAACUUUCACAUCUAUCUAUGUUCUUCUCCUAUAAAUCUUAGUUCUAUCAAGAAGAAAGUUGAAGAUGAUCCAAAAUACUCCAACUCUAUACAACUAGUAGAUUUUCAUGUCCAAUCUUUUCCUGAGCUUCCUCCACAAUGCCAUACAACCAAAGGCCUUACACCACAUCUCUUGCCAAACCUCAUCAAGGCCUUGAACAUGUCAAGGUCUAACUUCUCCCAAAUCGUCCAGACCCUAAAACCGGAUUUGAUCAUCAAUGAUUUUCUUCCCACAUGGGUACCAGAUGUAGCUUCUUCUAUGAAUAUGAAUAUCCCAACCGUUUCUUUCAUGACUACUGGAGCAUCUAGUCUCACUUUUUUCAUUCAUCUUGUCAGGAACAAAGGUGAGAAAAUAUUCCCGUUCCAGGAAAUCUAUUCUGAUUCCUUGAAUCAAAAGUUUUUCCAAAUGAUAAAAAGAUUGGAAUCCGAUAAUAAAGGUGAAGCUCUCCAAUUCUAUGAAAGAUCAUGUAAUAUCGUUUUGAUAAGGUCUUUUCGAGAGCUUGAGGGGAAAUAUAUGGAUUAUCUCUUUGCUACUUUUGGCAAGAAGAUUGUCCCAGUUGGUCCUCUUGUUCCUGACCCCGACCACGAUGACAACGAAGGCAUGGACAUUAUCAAGUGGCUUGACGAGAAAGAAAAGUCUUCGACCGUGUUCGUUUCCUUUGGAAGCGAGUGUUAUCCAUCUAAGGAAGAUAUGAAGGAGAUUGCUCAUGGCUUGGAGCUAAGCAAAGUGAAUUUUAUAUGGGUUGUUAGGUUUCCAAAGGGAGAGAAAAUGAAGCUUGAAGAUGCUCUUCCAAGUGGAUUUUUGGAAAGGGUAAGAGAAAAGGGAUUGGUUGUUCAAAAUUGGGCACCCCAAGUAAAGAUUUUGGCCCAUGUCAACAUAGGUGGGUUUGUUAGUCAUUGUGGAUGGGGUUCAUUUAUGGAGAGCAUAAGAUUUGGAGUUCCAAUCAUAGCAAUUCCUAUGCAGUUUGAACAGCCAUUGAAUUCUAAACUAGCAGAGGUAUCCAGGAUUGGUAUGGAGGCGAAGAGGGACAACGAUGGUAAGCUUCAAAAAGAAACCGUUGCAAAAGUUAUUAAUGAAGUGGUGGUGGAAAAAAUUGGUGAGGAAAUUAGGAGGAGGACAAAAGAAAUGAAAGACAAAAUAGAAACGAAAGUAGAUGAAGAGAUGGAUGAAGUCGUAAAAGAACUUUUACUGCUUUUGUGAAAUGUAAAGGACUUUGGGCCUCCUCCAAUACAUUAAAUAUGCAAUUUUAUCUAUUUUCUUCUAAUUUCUCAAACAUUGAUGGGGAGUUUGAAUCCCAAUGCUUUCAUGUACGAAAAUAUAUAUAUAAAUAAAUUUAUCUUUUUUGAGUAUUUA